Messenger RNA from Lotus japonicus, 714 nucleotides. RefSeq names its product 60S ribosomal protein L34. The record is from RefSeq and is a predicted model, not a curated record. Gene Ontology annotation, cellular component: cytosolic large ribosomal subunit; ribosome. The coding region runs from base 81 to 443 and encodes 120 amino acids. Gene Ontology annotation, biological process: translation; ribosome biogenesis. Gene Ontology annotation, molecular function: structural constituent of ribosome. The transcript has 4 exons. NCBI's taxonomy places the organism in Eukaryota, Viridiplantae, Streptophyta, Magnoliopsida, Fabales, Fabaceae.
UACCUCCAUGCGGCGCAAAGUUUGGUUCCUCUGAAAACCCUAACAACUCACACAGACGCAGAGGCAGAGCUUGAUCGAAGAUGGUGCAGCGUCUCACCUACCGCAGGCGUCACAGCUACGCUACCAAAUCCAACCAGCACCGUGUUGUCAAGACCCCCGGUGGGAAACUCGUUUAUCAGACCACUAAGAAGAGGGCCAGUGGACCCAAAUGCCCUGUUACUGGCAAGAGGAUUCAAGGGAUUCCACACUUGAGGCCUACUGAGUACAAAAGAUCCAGGUUGUCCAGAAACCGUAGGACUGUGAACCGAGCAUAUGGCGGAGUUUUAUCCGGAGGUGCUGUCAGGGAAAGGAUUAUUCGGGCUUUCUUGGUUGAAGAGCAAAAGAUUGUGAAAAAGGUCUUGAAGAUUCAGAAGGCAAAAGAAAAGCUUGCCUCUAAGGCAUGAAUUUAAACAACUUGAUGAGAUGAAGAUCUUUUUGGAGGACUUUUAGGUUCGGGUGAUUACAGUAAUCCCAAAUUUUAUUAGAGUUGUUCCCAUGUUAGUUGUGCUUAUUUGCCUUGUUUGAACUCUAUCUAGAGAAAUUGUGUGCUUUGCCGACGAUUCCAUUUUGAUACAGUUUUGUUUGUCCUAAUUUGCUCGCUGGUUUACUGGUUUCAUUUUGUUGCUAUAUAUUAAAAUAGUACUUGUAAUUUCAAUGCACUUGGAGAUUUUGAUA